Molecule: messenger RNA, 1012 nt
Organism: Drosophila montana
Lineage: Eukaryota; Metazoa; Arthropoda; Insecta; Diptera; Drosophilidae
Gene: GILT2
Product: Gamma-interferon-inducible lysosomal thiol reductase 2
Exons: 4
Coding region: 86-748 (220 amino acids)
Molecular function (GO): oxidoreductase activity, acting on a sulfur group of donors, disulfide as acceptor
Source: RefSeq, a predicted model, not a curated record
CUUCUGUUCAUUUACUCAAUUCUCAGUGUCAAGGCGACGUUCGUGGAAUCUGCAUCUCUGCUCUGCGCUUAAAAUUGCAAAAAUUAUGAAGGAGCUUAUUUGUCUUUUGCUGCUUAGUUGCGGGCUGCUAGGCUGCAUUGCCAGGCGUCAUCAUGAUCCCGACGCGCCUAAGCUGCCCAUAACACUCUACUACGAAGCGCUCUGUCCAUACUGCAUGGAGUUUGUGACAACUCAGCUGGGUCCUUCGAUGACGCGCAUGGACAGGCUGCGAUACACGGACCUAACACUGGUGCCCUAUGGAAAUGCAAGGAUGAACGAGGACGGAGAACUCACCUGUCAGCACGGUGAGGAUGAGUGCGAGCUGAAUGCCUGGCAUGGCUGCAUCCUGGAGCAUAACAACAUAAGUAUAUCAUUAAAGCUAAUUGCCUGCAUGAUGCGCGGUCGCAAAAAUAAUCUGGAUAGGUGCGCCAAGCGCUAUAACAUCGAUGUGAGUGCUGUGAAGGCAUGCAAGAAUGCGCGCAGCGUCGAUGAAAUAUUGAAAAAAUAUGGUGAAGCAACGGCCCGAGUGUCAUUCCACGGUGUGCCAGCCAUUGCAGUGGAUAAUGCUUAUGAUGAAGCGGAUCAGGAAGGUCUAUCCGAUAAUUUUGACCAAACCUUCUGCGCCAAAUACAAAGCCAAAUUUAACAAGAAUCUAGAAAACUGUGAGCCAUCUGCAAGGAGUAACACGAUUAGAACACAACACUUAUAAUGGAUAGUACCCGAAAAAUAUUUAUAUUGAAAGUGCCACAGACUUUUCGUAAGUACUAAGUAAAAAUAAUAGGGAUUUAGCUAAGGAAAUCAGUUGCCAAAUAACAAUUUCAAUACGAUAGUUAUACAAAAUUACAAAGAAACUUUCAAAAGAUCACAAUUAAAUUCGUUAUAUGAACAUCUAACUAAAUUUAAAUACAUGUAAAAGUUCGAAUUACAGAUGCAAUAGAUGGAUGGCUUCAUAAAUAUAUGAUUUAAUCAUUUA